This is a messenger RNA of Coprinopsis cinerea okayama7#130, 807 nucleotides long. RefSeq lists its product as hypothetical. The transcript is spliced from 3 exons. Bases 1 to 807 code for a protein of 268 amino acids. Lineage: Eukaryota; Fungi; Basidiomycota; Agaricomycetes; Agaricales; Psathyrellaceae. The record is from RefSeq and is a predicted model, not a curated record.
AUGGCUUCAAUACAAGAGCAUCCAAUGGAUUCUACACCUGUCUUUUACGACGAAAAGCGAGCGGUGCCUGGGCCGAGGACGCUUGAAUCACUCCAGCUGGUUCUUGUGGCGAGGAAGGACACUGAUGGAGGAGAUCGAUAUGCGCGAGUAGUUUUUCCGAGGACGUACAAGAGCGCCCAGGAAUCGGCGAGCAGAGUGUUCAAGCGGUACAACGCCAAAGCUGGUGAUCCGGACAAUGUAGUUUUGCGACUCCCCUCGAAGAAUCGGACUGGGCAGUGGAUUUGGGCGGAUGUUGAUCCUGAGGAUUGGAUGAGGUCUGUGCUGGGCGCCGUGGAAGUGGGAGUCUUCAUCGUUCCCCAGGAUAUCGAGCCGCCGUUCCUGCGCGGAUACUUGUGGCUGGUACCGGGUAAGCCAGUUGGGAAUAGGAAUAUAGUCGCGUGGAGUGGACGUCGGUACUGCAUUGGGCGUCCGUCGACGUAUCAGGAAGCAUUGGCGCAUUUGAACGACCUGUUGUCAUGCAAGGAUAUGAGCACGUCGUUGGUCGAAGAUCUUGCCCACUCAAGCUCAUUUGCGAGGAAAACUGGCGCAAAGCGUGCUAGAAGGACCAUGUUUGUCUAUUUCCCCGAACAGGUAGGAGAAGAGACGAGCGAGCGCGUGGGUAACCGUACAGUGUGGAGCAGUGGACAGUCUGGUAUUCUCGGUGCGUGGGUGGAGAUACCAAAAGCCGCAGAAACCGACGUCGAAGUUUGGAGGAAGUACUUGCCUCAACCGAGAUUUACUCUUGGAGUCAUAAUUGCUGAUCGAUGA